This is a messenger RNA of Fusarium falciforme, 1398 nucleotides long. RefSeq names its product FAD-binding PCMH-type domain-containing protein. Gene Ontology annotation, molecular function: FAD binding. Lineage: Eukaryota; Fungi; Ascomycota; Sordariomycetes; Hypocreales; Nectriaceae. The coding region runs from base 1 to 1398 and encodes 465 amino acids. The transcript has 7 exons. The record is from RefSeq and is a predicted model, not a curated record.
AUGAGAAUCUCCCUUGCUAGUCUCGCCCUGUUGGGCGCUGGCGCGUCAGCCACGGCUACACACGAUUCAUGUCCAUGUUGCUCUGCCCUCGCCGCCGUCCCUCAACUUAAGGGAAAGAUCUAUGUUCCUGGGAGCAACGCAUACGACGCCCGUUUGAAGACCUACUAUUCAGCCAACGCCGCCCUCGAACCUUGGUACAUGGUUCUCCCCGAGACUACACAGGAUGUUUCCAAGAUAGCCAAGGUUAUCUCCAAGAAGAAGUGUCCGUUUGGCAUACGCAGUGGUGCACACUCUGCAUGGAAGGGCUCCAACGGAGUUGAAAAUGGCAUCACCAUUGAUUUCAGCUACAUGAACACUACCACCUACGACUCGAAAAAGAAGAUUGCGUCGAUUCAGCCCGGAUCCAAUUGGGGCCGUGUUUACGAGGCGCUCAACGAAUAUGGUGUCGCGGCUGUUGGCGGCCGUGCCUCUGUCGUUGGUGUUGGUGGCUUCACCACUGGAGGAGGGUACUCGUUCCAUUCCAACGCUCGUGGUUUUGCUUGCGAUGUUGUCGCCAACUUUGAGGUGGUUCUCGCUGAUGGUCGCAUCGUCAACGCCAACAAGAACCAGCACCCUGAUCUGUGGAAAGUCCUCAAGGACGUUGUUGACUCAAACAAGCUUUGGGGAGGCUUUGUUAGCUUCGACCUGUCGCAACGCGAUCAUGUGUUCGAGUCAUAUAUCGACUUUGCCGAAAACAUGCAUCUUGACCCUGUCUCUCAGCUGAUCGUUUCUGUCCAGUACAACGGAAAAGAGCGCAUCUUGAUCUCGGUCGUCUCCAACUCUGACGCCAUUCCUGCUGUCCCGGCUUUUGACGACUUUCUCUCUCUCCCAAAUGUUUCCAACACCCUGACCACGGGCAAGAUUGCGGACCUUGUCCCUCAGUUCACGGGUCCUACACCCUUGGGCCUUUAUGCCAACUGGAUGACUGGCAUGACCACGAAUGAUAUUCGGGUCAUGAAGUUUGUGGAUGAGAAAACAUGUCGAUUCCAGCCAUUCACUGAGUCCAUGGUGGCUCACUCCCGCAAGGCGGGCGGUAAUGUUCUCGGUCUUGAGGAUGUCGUCGCUGAUGGUCCUGCCCUCAACUGGCUCAUUGCUGUCACUGUAGACACGGCUGGGAACCAGAAAAAGAUUGCCCACUUGACACUGGAGUAUAGGAAUGCCAUCAACAAAUAUGCCACCAGCAUUGGCGCCAACAAGAACUGGGAGUACCUCAACUAUGCUCUGGGCGACCAGAAUCCAAUCAAACAUUAUGGAUCCGAGUCUGUCCGAUAUCUUCAGGCCGCCUCUAAGAAGUAUGAUCCUCAACGCGUGUUCCAGAAGCUAAGAGCCUCUGGGUUCAAGAUCCCCGGCAGAGGUUAA